Messenger RNA from Doryrhamphus excisus (bluestripe pipefish), 780 nucleotides. RefSeq names its product COP9 signalosome subunit 8 (gene cops8). Lineage: Eukaryota; Metazoa; Chordata; Actinopteri; Syngnathiformes; Syngnathidae. Gene Ontology annotation, cellular component: COP9 signalosome. The record is from RefSeq and is a predicted model, not a curated record. Gene Ontology annotation, biological process: COP9 signalosome assembly; protein deneddylation.
AGAAGACGGUUCAGGAAGGCAAGACAACAACGUCUUCAUCUUCGUCAUCACCAUCAACAUGCCUGCUGCUGUGAUUAUGGAAGAGAAUUUUGACAAACUAUUAGAACAAUGUGAAGCUCAAGAACUGGAGGCUCCAGGCGGCAUCGCAACACCUCAAGUGUAUUCUCAGCUCUUGGCGCUUUAUUUACUGCAUAACGAUAUGAAUAAUGGCAGAUAUCUUUGGAAGAGGAUCCCCCAGGCAAUAAAAGCGGCAAAUCCUGAAUUAACAGCUAUUUGGGCAGUUGGCCAGCGUAUAUGGCAGCGAGACUUUCCUGGAAUAUAUACAGCUAUCGCAACUUAUCAGUGGUCAGAGAAUAUCCUUCCCGUAAUGGAGGCUCUGCAAGAGAGUACGCGGCAAAGGGCCUACGGGUUAGUGGCGCAGGCAUACACUUCCAUCACUGCAGAGGAUUUUGCUGCCUUUGUGGGCUACUCAGUGGAGGAGGCUGUUAAAGGUGUGGUGAGUCAAGGUUGGCAGGCAGACCCCACUACCAGGAUGGUAAUGCCCAAAAAGCCAGAUCCUCCGCCUGUUUCAUCUGUUCCAAAUGAGCAGCAGUUGGCCAGACUCACCGACUACGUGGCUUUCCUGGAGAACUGAUAACCACCACUGUCACCCUUUUCCAUCUGCAUUUUUUUUUAAUACCAGUACUGCACUCGUUGGGUUGUUGUAAGCUUUAUGUCGUCUUUGUAUGUCCAUUGAUCUCAUGUGAUCAAAGUAUUCUAUACAAAUACAGAAUAAAAAUC